AUGCGAUUCGGACGACGGAUUCUAUUUCAAUUGGAAAAUCAUUGGAAUUGGAUGGACGCUUAUUAUGAUCGGUGUUUGCUAUCUGCAACCAAAAUUGAAACAUCAACAACCGUACAAAGUUGGCCGAUGAUCAAUCAUGAACGAUGCGAUUAUUGUGAGGAUGUCAAUCAAAUAUUUGAAAUUCAUGAAAAUUUUACUGAUGGCAACAAUCGACAUAGCUUGAUGGAUCGAAUUACAUUUCUUAUUACCAACAAAUUGCCCUUCAUUUAUCAUGAUGAAAAUUCAGAUGAAAUUCGAUCCUGGCCAAUACGAAAGAAUUUCAAUCGUACAACCGAUUUUAAAAUGCUUUAUAAUGAAACAAACUUUGAUGGCCAUGGAAUUUGUAUGUUUCGUUCAAGUUUGAUCAAUGUUAAUAACCCUUAUCAAUUUUUCAAUGAAAUUGAUGAAUACGAAAAGCAACAAAUUGAUAGAUCUUGGUUCGUACAUUGGGAAAAUUGUGCAUUAAAAGAGAUUAAAAAAAUUCGCCGCCUUUAUCGACGACCUUCGAUUUUUCCGCCAAUGAUUGAAUUUAGUAAACCAAAUUGGCUUCUUUUGUCAGUACAUGAUAACAAUAAAACGAUUAGGCGGACAUUCAAAUCGAUAUUACCAUCACGACAGAUUGAUUUUUUAGUCGUCAUACAGAUACAAGGCCAAAUUGAAUUGUAUUUACAAACAGCCAUCAAUGAUUGCCAAAAUAUUUGCAAACAAAAUUCUGUAAAAUCAAUUUUUUUGUCAGCAUAUCGUUCAAUUGUAAUCAAUCCUAAAUAUUGGCGAUUAAGUUAUCGUCCAUCAUUAUCAAUUAAGGAUGAAAAAUGGAAAAAUGAUAUCACAAAUUCUACUAUGAAUCUUUCACUCAUAUUAACCGGUAUUAUUGUUUGAUUAAUAAGUUAAAUAUUUUAUUGUUUGAGAAAAAAAAUCUGAAAAAAUUAUUUAAU
This is a messenger RNA of Dermatophagoides pteronyssinus (European house dust mite), 974 nucleotides long. RefSeq lists its product as uncharacterized. The record is from RefSeq and is a predicted model, not a curated record. NCBI's taxonomy places the organism in Eukaryota, Metazoa, Arthropoda, Arachnida, Sarcoptiformes, Pyroglyphidae.